AAGGGAAUUUAGUCCAUUGAGACAACUUUUACGCUUCAUUACAUAUUUGUCAUUGAGCAUGGUUUGUUUGCAUUUAGGAAUCAACUCUCAUUUUUUUUUCUCUUUCUGUUUCUUCAGACUUUUUUUGUUUGUUAUAACUGUCUUGAUGGUACAUUGCAUUCAAAUCAUUUUUUUAAAAAUUUGUUCAAGUCAAAAGAUUUAGUCUGUCAUUAGAACGAUUGUCACAUGUGUAUUUUACAAUUUCAACAGUAGUCGCGCCAUCUUUGAGCUAGCAUAUAUAACCACAAUAUAUGUAACAUUGUUUAUGAUCAACGAAUUCAAGCAACGUGUUCACGUUGAUUUAUUUGUUAAGUGUGUGGUGAAUUUUGUUUUUUAUUUUGAUUUUUUUAUUUUUAUUAUUGUUGAACAAUUCCAACGGAAUUUAUUCAUCGACAAAUAUGCCGCAAAACGAACACAUUGAAUUGUUCAACAAACGUUAUGGUCGUCGGCUAGAUCAUGAAGAACGUAAACGAAAGAAAGAUGCUCGCCGUGUGCGAGAAAUAUCGUCCAAAGCAAAGAAACUUCGUGGUAUCAAAGCCAAAAUCUAUAAUCGGCAAAGAUUUACUGAAAAAGUUCAGAUGAAGAAAACGAUGAAAAAACACGAGGAAAAGGAAAGUAAAAAGCGAGAAGCUCCAGCCGAUGAUGGAACAGCAUUGCCUCAUUACUUAUUAGAACGAGAAAAUCAAACUCGAGCCAAAGUUUUAUCCAAUAUGAUCAAACAAAAACGAAAAGAUAAAGCAGGCAAAUGGGAAGUGCCAAUUCCUAAAGUGAAAGCAGUUUCAGAUUUUGAAGUGUUCAAAACAAUUGAAACUGGUAAACGAAAGAAAAAAUCUUGGAAACGAAUGGUUACCAAAGUAUGCUAUGUUGGAGAAGGAUUCACACGUAAACCACCUAAAUUCGAACGAUUCAUUAGACCAAUGGCAUUGAGAUUCAAAACAGCUCAUGUAACACAUCCAGAACUAAAUACGACAUUCAAUUUGCCCAUCAUUGGUGUUAAAAAGAAUCCAAGCAGUCCAAUGUAUACAUCUUUGGGUGUCAUAACUAAAGGCACCGUUAUCGAAGUGAAUAUUAGCGAACUUGGCCUAGUAACACAAUCAGGAAAAGUCGUAUGGGGAAAAUAUGCUCAAGUUACGAAUAAUCCCGAGAAUGAUGGCUGUAUUAAUGCCGUUCUUAUUGUGUGAUUUUAAUCAUCAUUAUUAUUAUGUAUACAUAUUACUAAUUCUUGAUAAUUGUUCAUACAUUUUUUUUUUAGUUUCGAUGUUAAUCUAUUUUUCCAUUUCAUAUUAUCAUGACAUCUAUCGAUAGUGAUUAAUACUAAUAUAAAUAAUAAUGAAAAAAUUUAAAAUUCAAAAUUGAAGGUCAAAAUCUCUUGAACACACACACACACACACACACAAUCCAACAGCGAGUUUACGUGUGUAAUAUCUUAAUAAAUCUCUCAUACGGUUUGUUCGCUAA
Dermatophagoides farinae (American house dust mite) is the source of this 1497-nucleotide messenger RNA. It is a transcript of the gene Ip259, whose product is annotated as NSA2 ribosome biogenesis factor-like IP259. The record is from RefSeq and is a predicted model, not a curated record. Lineage: Eukaryota; Metazoa; Arthropoda; Arachnida; Sarcoptiformes; Pyroglyphidae.